Messenger RNA from Fimicolochytrium jonesii, 623 nucleotides. RefSeq names its product Yos1-like protein. Bases 292 to 558 code for a protein of 88 amino acids. The transcript is spliced from 3 exons. Gene Ontology annotation, cellular component: endoplasmic reticulum membrane; COPII-coated ER to Golgi transport vesicle; Golgi membrane. Lineage: Eukaryota; Fungi; Chytridiomycota; Chytridiomycetes; Spizellomycetales; Powellomycetaceae. The record is from RefSeq and is a predicted model, not a curated record. Gene Ontology annotation, biological process: endoplasmic reticulum to Golgi vesicle-mediated transport.
UGAUCAGAAAUCAUCGUUUCUGACGUUCCUGUACUCGGAGUUGAUCACCGCCCUUGUGUUUGAAAACACAUUUCCCAAUGUCCUCUGGGUGGGACGCGCGAAUUUUCUGUGAUCCUAACCCUAACCCUAACCUGCUGAGAUUUGGACCGGCAAAGACUCAACUUCAAAGUGGCACCACCAUCUUCAACCGGCAGAGAACCUGCCCCAUCUUGACCACUCUUCAGCGGACUCACGUUCACGACCUCCCCGGGCGAAUCUAGUGCAGCUUUACCGACGUCGACUCCCUUCACCAUGUCAAUCAGGGAGUCCAUCGGCACCCUGUUUUACGUCAUUUUACUGCUGAUCAAUGCGGUCGCAAUCUUGCACGAGGAGCGGUUUCUUGCUAGAAUCGGUUUAGCCCACUCCUCAUCACAAGCACAGUUCGGAGACCAAACGCAAACAGUCAAGUAUAAGAUCAUAAAUCUCAUUUCUGCUAUCAGGACUUUAUUGCGAUUCCCUCUGGUCGCGAUAAACAUCGUCAUAAUUGUCUACGAGCUCAUCUUCGGCUCCAUAAGCUAAUCAGGAGUGCAUCAGCAAAUCACCCAGCAGCGCUCGAAUUGCUCGAAUAUUGUGUAUAUACAGAG